GAAAUUUUGCACCAGCUGAUACCAUAAGUUUCAAGGGGCAAUGUCCUCUCUCAUGGAAUUCGCUGGUCGGGGUAUCAGUGACGUCACCCAAUGCGGUAGUUAACGGUAGCUCCGUCCGGGGUCGAAUUUUGAGUAUUCCAGUGCGUUGAGAGUGUCUCGUAUGGGGGUAGUUUGACUCAGCUCCUAUCUCGAUACCUUACAGCACUACCUCAGAGAAGCUUAUACGCGACGGAAUGCUCCCUUCCACGAAUGGGUUUGCCCUCGUGGCUCCUGCCUCUAAAGGCCUGGGAUUCGCUUUCGCCCAACAGCUGCUGUCUCACACGAGAUUACCCGUUAUCGCGACUGCGCGGAGGAAUUGUGAGGGAGUUCGAGAUAGACUUCUCGAAGCUGUUAAGGAUGAUUCGGGCAGCAUGAAAGAGCGGCUAAGGGUACUUCGUGUGGACGUGACUGACGAAGCGAUGAUUCAUGCUAUGACCUCGUAUAUUCGACGGGAAUACCCAGAGGCUGCUCUCCGUAUAGCCAUCACCGUUCCUGGUAUCUUACAUGUCGAGAAAUCACCACAGCAAAUCGAUGCUGCCAGCGCCCUUGAUAGCUUCAGGGUCAAUGCUCUCGGUCCCAUGCUCUUAAUGAAGCACCUGGCACCUUUUUUGCCUACCAAAUCGUCGAAGCCUUUCCCGGUAAACUCGCAAUCUCAGGGAGGGGAGAGUCAUGUUUGGAAUCUCCCAUCACAUGCCAUAUACGCAAUGAUGGCAGCACGUGUUGGUUCAAUCUCCGACAACGCAACUGGAGGCUGGUACUCGUAUCGCGCCAGCAAGGCAUCCGUCUUCCAGUUGGCGAAGACUUUUGACUUGUACCUACGCACUCGGAGUAAUGAACGGGCUCUAGCGGUAGCGAUGCAUCCAGGUACCGUCCAGACAGACUUCACGAAAGAUUACUGGGACGGGCGAAAGAUGUUGCACCCAUUCGAUUCUGCUAAUAGGCUGCUCCAGUUCCUGUUUGCGAUGAGUCCCGCCAAUAGUGAUGGACGGGGUCGAUGUUGGGAUUGGAAAGGCGAGGAGGUCCUUCCAUGAACGAUGACGAGAGCCAUUUACCGCCGUCUAUCCAUGCAUGAAUGCGGUUAUCAUCCGAUCGUAGAUCGCAUAUUCUGUUUGGCUAUAUUCAGCAUCCCAGAAGGAUAGUUAAAUGAUGGUCAAGGUACUUGUUCGCUGUUCGUUCGUGCAAUGGAUUUACAAGACUUGAUUGCACCAGGGUCGGAAAGGAAGAUAAAUGAGGUAGACAGACUAUUGAUUCUUAGCUCGAGAAACUGAAAGGCAGUGGGUGACCCACAAGGACAUGGAGACAGCGAACACUAUUGGGAACAAAUCAUUCUGCUGCCUCAGAAUUCAAACCCC
This is a messenger RNA of Aspergillus homomorphus CBS 101889, 1391 nucleotides long. Its product is annotated as short-chain dehydrogenase/reductase. The record is from RefSeq and is a predicted model, not a curated record. The coding region runs from base 234 to 1070 and encodes 278 amino acids. The transcript has 2 exons. Lineage: Eukaryota; Fungi; Ascomycota; Eurotiomycetes; Eurotiales; Aspergillaceae.